This is a messenger RNA of Yarrowia lipolytica CLIB122, 612 nucleotides long. RefSeq lists its product as uncharacterized. The record is from RefSeq and is a predicted model, not a curated record. Gene Ontology annotation, cellular component: mitochondrion. Gene Ontology annotation, biological process: [2Fe-2S] cluster assembly; protein complex oligomerization. Lineage: Eukaryota; Fungi; Ascomycota; Dipodascomycetes; Dipodascales. Gene Ontology annotation, molecular function: protein-folding chaperone binding; ATPase activator activity.
AUGCGUAUCCAGCGUCGCUCCAUGACCUCGUUCUACUCAUACUUCCCCAAGACUCUGCCGGAUGGUGCGCCUCCUAAGGGCAAGUUCGAGCUGGACCCCCGAGCUCUGCGAAAUGAGUUCCUGAGACUACAGAGCCAGUACCAUCCCGAUAAACUGCGUCAGCUGACCGAGGAACAGCGACAGGGCAUGUCCAUGGAGGAGCUGGAGCAACGAUCAGCCGACCUGAACAAGGCGUACAAGGCUCUAUGCGAUCCUCUGCAGCGAGCCAUUCACAUUCUCCAGAACCGAGGCAUUGACGUUGACGAAGAUAAGAAGGACGAGGAAGAUAUUAGCUCUGGUCCUCCAAAGGGUGUGGAGGAUAUGGAGGCCCUCAUGGAGAUCAUGGAGGUGCAUGAGGCCAUUGAGGAGGCUACCGAACAGUCCCAGAUUGAAUCACUCAAGGAAGAGAACGCUAAGCGGAUUGAGGCCUCGAUAAAGGAACUCACCAGCGCAUUUGCUAGUGAUGAUCUUGACAAGGCCAAGGCUGCUACUAUUCUGUUGCGAUACUGGACCAACAUCCACAGUGCUUUAGAUCAGUGGGAAGCAGGCAAGUUCAACCCUGUGAACCAUUAG